Molecule: messenger RNA, 375 nt
Organism: Callorhinus ursinus (northern fur seal)
Lineage: Eukaryota; Metazoa; Chordata; Mammalia; Carnivora; Otariidae
Source: RefSeq, a predicted model, not a curated record
AUGGCACAAGCCAGUGUUCCACUUGUGUUAGAAUCUGUGGACUGAGGCGGACCAGACGACGCUGGCUGCUUGGAGAAGCCUCCUCCCUGGAAGGGGAUGGGGCCAGGAGGGAGAUUACAGAGGCGCCGGGCCCAGGGCUCCGCCAUGCACCUGCCACGGCUCCAGUGAAGAUGAGAAACCUGCCAACUUACCCCACCCCAUGAUCUCAUGGCUGUGCUUGCCAGGGCCUGGCUCAGGGAGCAGACAUCCCAAAAGAAGAUAUCUGGGUGGACUGCAGCAAACUGGGCCAAACUCCUGGAGAGAGCCUGGCUCGAGGCCACCCCAUCUUCCCAUAUCAUUUCCAAGUGGCACCAAGUGGACCGGGCAGGCGUGUAG